GUAGUUCUGUGAUGAAUAUGUUUAGUGAUUUUUCCUAGUUUUUAUUUUUCUCCUUCAUGUUUGUUCUUUGCAUUAUAAGAGCAAUCAUGCUGAAAGCAAACGAGUCCUCCUGGCUCGGUCACAAGUGGCUUUGUUCUCCCCCCUUCCAGUCCUUUCCUCCUGCAUUCAGCUGCCAUGGAGAUGAAAUAAAGCCUCUUGUGCUGAGAGUGGUCCUGAGAAAUUGUAGGCAACUACAGUUAAAGGAGAGAAGAUUUGGAAAAGGGUAUCCUCCUGGAUAGAAAAAAAGAAGAGUAGAUUGCCUGCAAAAAGGAUUGCUGCCUGCAGUGAUGUUUACCCUGUCAGAAGUCACUUUCUUCAAUGACAGCCUUGCCCAGUUCCAGUCUCUAAAGCCUUGGUGGGAUGUCCUGAUGGACUACUUGGUACUAGCAAUGCUGAUGAUUUCUCUUCUCUCAGGGACUCUACUAAUCUCUGUUGAUAACAUGACUUGUCUGCCUCUGAAUGUUAAGCUAAAUGAGACUUCAGCAGUUGUGCCCAAGUCUCGAGCUAUGGAUCAAACCAUCACUGAAGAGUUUCCUGUGGCAAACAGUCAUCGCUCAGUCAGUUUGGACUACCAACAGUAUUUAUACAUCAGCUAUGUCUGUUAUCAGAAAGUUCUGCCCUGGUUCGUGAAGUAUUUCCCUUAUUUUGCACUUGUCAAUUCACUGUUCUUAAUGGCAAGCAACAACUUCUGGUUCAGAUAUCCUAAGACUUCAUCAAAGAUUGAACACUUCUUGUCCAUUCUCAUGAAAUGUUUUGAGUCACCUUGGACCACCAAGGCUCUCUCUGAAAUAGGUUGCCAGCACUUCCUAGGUGUGCACAAAAAUACUGUUAAUAUUGGGUAUCCAGGACAACUCACAUCUUCCCCUUCCCCUAUCCUAGAUUCAAAGGAUCGGGAACUUGGCCAGGCCCUUUUUGAGAAGAUCCGUAGAUUUAGGGCACACACUGAAGCUGGUAGGGUGAUUUAUAGGAUCUAUAUGGGACAAACAAUCUUCAAAACUGCAAAGGUUCUAACUGUGCUGGGUUAUACCUUCAACUGUGUAGGAUCCAUCUCCUUCAAGCAUGUUUGCUGGGCAGACAUAGAGAACCUCAUUGGCUACUCUACAUUCCUCUGUACCCACAGUAUGGCUUUCAUUCUACAGAAAUUGAUAGCUACUUAUAUUUUUUUAGUAUUUCUGUAUGGGGUUGUGGGGGUUUAUUCACUCCUGUGGCUUUUGUGGCAACCACUGCAGAAGUAUUCUUUUCAGCAAGUGCACGAAGAUUGUCAUGUCUUUGAUAUUCCAGAUGGACAGAAUGAUUUUGCUUUCUUGCUGCACAUGGCUGACCAGUGUAAUCAGCUCUACUCAUGGCGCCUUGCUAUUUUCUUCUCAGCCAUGCACAAGAGUGACAUGCUGGAUGUGGUCCACAGUGGUAAACUGGAUACUGAAGACCGGGUUGGAUGCCAUUAUCCUGCCCCGUCAUCAAAAUAAAAACAGAUAUUCUUAUAAAUAAAUGAAUAAGCAUUCUAACAAAUCCUUCACAAACUAUCUUGUUGAUUAAAAAGGCCAGAGCUUGGGUGUUUCUGUUUCAGGUGCCGUAAAAAUACAGAUGUGAUCCACUUGCCAGAACUGAAAAAAAUAUUUGAAAAUUAUAUAUAAUAAACUAAGAAAUGCUCUUUGAAAAUAAAACAUCCAGAUUAAUUCAGGAUUCAGACAAAAAUCUUGUAGGCUGCCUGUAUCUCUUUUUUUUUCUCCCCUAUGUCAGAGAGGAGUUACACCUUGCUAAAGUUAUGCCUUACGAAAACAGAAAGAUAUACUGGAAGCAAGUCACUUGAUAACAAGCCAAGAAUGAAACAUUUAUCACAAGAGAAAAUAAGUUUAGGAACUGAUAAGUGGAUAGAUAAACAACCAGGUCAUAAACUGACCGUAGUAGGCUUUGGGUAAAAUAAAACAGCUGGUCUGACUGCUGUUAACUUAUUGGUAAGUACCUCAGUUUAAAAAAAACCAGUGCUUCUUAUUUUACAAACAUAAAAGGGAGUGCACUCUAUAAAUUGAAAGCAGAGGAAGUGGAGGAGGAGGAAUGCCAAUCCUGUUCCUCCAUAGGAACUAAAUGAGCAGAAACACACACAACAAAAUUCAGGCUAAAUCCAGG
Python bivittatus (Burmese python) is the source of this 2166-nucleotide messenger RNA. RefSeq names its product volume-regulated anion channel subunit LRRC8D-like. The record is from RefSeq and is a predicted model, not a curated record. Lineage: Eukaryota; Metazoa; Chordata; Lepidosauria; Squamata; Pythonidae.